Molecule: messenger RNA, 2214 nt
Organism: Neopsephotus bourkii (Bourke's parrot)
Lineage: Eukaryota; Metazoa; Chordata; Aves; Psittaciformes; Psittacidae
Exons: 11
Coding region: 1-2214 (737 amino acids)
Source: RefSeq, a predicted model, not a curated record
AUGGUUAGUGACUUGUCGCCCUCUCUUGUCACCAGGGCGUACGAGUUACGAGGGCUCUCGCGGCAUACCCUCGCCCUAUGCAGGACUCUACACUUUCCCGAGCGGGGCAGGGCAAGGAGCCCGGCCGCGGGGCAGCAGCUGCAGCAGCCGGGUGAGCAGCUGCCUGCGAAGGACCCGCUGCAGGACAAGGACACCACCGGCGGCUCCGAAGCUGCUGUGGCUGCCGACGUGGGGCAGCUGGUGGACAGGGUGCAAACCGACGAGAGCGGCAGCUCUGAGGACACGUCUGCCUACCAGGAUGUCCUUGAGGAGAUUAGCCAGACGAAGGAGGCGCAGUCUCGCAUGCAAGGAGAAAUCCGCAUGAUCCAGGAGGCGCUUGGCUUGGGGAACCUCCAGGAUGCUGCCGGCCGGCUGCCACGCCUUGGCAACCUAAGGACUCUGGCCAGUGAUGUGCAAAUGCUGAAGGAAAGACUGGGCCUGUACCCAAACCCGGAGGAGGUCAACAACAUGGUGCACUGGGAUGUGCUGGAGGAUUGCCUGGUGGGAGGCAAAGGAGAACGAGGUAGAGAUGGAGGAAGACCCAGAAGAGAACAAGAAGGAGACCGCUCUGCCACCACCAAGUCUCCCACUCCAGACGUGGACACGCCACAUGGAGCAAGCUCAGUGCUGGCAUUUAGAGAGAGCUCAGUGGGGCUGAAGGAUCCAAGGACAGCUGUAAGGGUCCCUAAGCAGCAGGCAGGCAUUCCCUCAGAUCAGAGGAGGGAUGCUAGCACCAGAGCGAUGACGCAGACAGCGUCUCAGGACGUUCAGACCACCAGCCCGGGGACACAGCAAACACACCCGGAGUCCAUGGGCACGCAGACCACCAGGCCAGGGACACAGGCAACAGAGCUGGUGUCCACGGGCACGCAGACCAUCAGCCUGGAGACACAGCCAACAGAGCUGGUGUCCACGGACAUGCAGACCAUCAGCCUGGAGACACAGCCAACAGAGCUGGUGUCCACGGACAUGCAGACCAUCAGCCUGGAGACACAGCCAACAGAGCUGGUGUCCACGGACAUGCAGACCAUCAGCCUGGGGACACAGCCAACAGAGCUGGUGUCCACGGGCACGCAGACCAUCAGCCUGGAGACACAGCCAACAGAGCUGGUGUCCACGGACAUGCAGACCAUCAGCCUGGGGACACAGCCAACAGAGCUGGAGUCCAUGGGCACGCAGACCAUCAGGCCGGGGACACAGCCAACAGAGCUGGUGUCCACAGACAGGCAGACCACCAGCCUGGGGACACAGCCAACACAGCUGGAGUCCAUGGGCACGCAGACCACCAGCCUGGGGACACAGCCAACAGAGCCGGAGACCACAGGCACCGAGACCACCAGCCUGGGGACACAGCCGGAGUGUACCGUCCCUCAGACCACCAUCUCAGGGGAGCAGCUCAGCACAGAGCUUCACCGGGCUGGCCCCCUGGCAGCAGGGACUCUCUUGCUGACAGCCCAGGGAUUCGAGAUCCCACUCGACGCUGAUCCCAGCGCCACGUCCCACGUGCAAGAGCUGGCCUUGCCCUCGGGCUCCAGCAGUGCCUACCACAAUGCCUACAAGUGCUACGUGGAGACGGUGGAGGCUCUCAAGCAGAUUGGGCAGCUCAGACACCUCUAUGCUGCCCUGAAGGAGCAGGUGGCCCAGCUAGAAGCCACCAGGUUGGAGCGGACUGAACUGGAGAAGCUGCGCCUGCUCCUCCAGGAGGGAGGCCAGGAGAGCAUUGCCAACAUGCUGGGUGACCUCCAGGCCCAGGUGUCACCCCUGCAGGGCGUGGCCAGGGACCUGCAGGAGGAGAAGGGGAAGAUCAGGAAGCUGGAGAGUGCCCUUGGCAAACUGGAGGCGGCCAGAGCCAGCUGGCAAACAGAUCUCGACGAGCAACUCAGCCUGCCAUUGGGGUCCACACCGCAGCAGGUCAAGCGGGACAUGAAGGACCUGGCAGAGCAUCAGCAAAUAAGCAAGGCUGCACUGGAUCAGUUGGUGACCCAGAUGGCCGAGGAGGGGCAGGAGCAGCUCAAAGAGGUGAGAGUGAUGGAGAACACGGGGCAGGAGGAGGCGGGAUGCCCCACGUGCAGCAGCGACACCAGCAUGCGUUUGGGGAAGCUUCUGCGGUGCUAUGAGAAGCUGCAGGGGCUGGUGGACUCCCUCAUGUCGACGAAGGAGACGUCUGCAGCAUAG